AUGUCGUUCUCGUUUGGCUUUUGUGUCGACGAGGAGGGUGUCCCUGGAGAGCAUGCCUCCGUAGCGCAGACCUCCCCAAUACAGGAUCCAUGUAAUAUGCCUGCGAAAGAACUUUUUUUAAGCGACAUGCUCACCUGCAUACCGGAGAAAUUGUCCUACUCACCUGUUCUCAUUUCUCAAGCCAGUGAGCCAGUGACCCUAGUUCGGCGAGACUUGUUCGAUGUGCGCUUUCAAAUUAUACAUAAUGACGGUCAGGUGGCCGAUGCAGAAAGCGACUUGAUCCCGGGAGUGUAUGAAGGCGGACUCAAGACGUGGGAAUGUGCUUUGGACCUAGUGGUCGAACUGGACAAGCUACACACGAGAGUAUCAAGCCAAGAUGCCACUUGGCCAAGCGGUCGUCAUACGGUGGAACUCGGAUGUGGUACAGCCAUCCCAUCGUGUUAUGUCCUGGAUCAAAUCUUGCGUGCGCGUCAGUCGUCAAAAGGCAAGAGCACACUGACCUUGUGUGAUUACAACCAAGAGGUGCUUUCGCUGGUCGUCCUUCCCAACUUAUUGUUGACGUGGUACUUUUCGCCCUCAGGGAGGGAGACGCUGGGUCAUUCGCAAUCGGCGAUAGAACCGGGUGAAUUAGAAGUCGACGAGAACUUACUACUCAAAUUUCAGCAUGCAUUAGCGAGCCAUGAAAUUGAGCUGCGCUUCUUCUAUGGUGGCUGGGAUUCGCUUCAUCUUGCCAAUCGAGCUGAUUUGGUGCUGUCUAGUGAGACGGUGUACUCUUUGUCCAGCUUGCCUUCACUCUGUCGUGUAUUACACAGUCUCUGCUGGCCCACUUCCAAGGACCAGCAUGAUGCCGGGAUUGCGCCUAACUCGACGCUUUGUCUUGUAGCUGCCAAGGUGCUGUACUUUGGGGUGGGUGGCGGCGUCGAUGCUUUUGUUCGUGAGCUGGAGAUGCAAGGUGGAUGGCACAGCCAGAAGCGAACACAAGUGAUGGGCGUAGGUCGUGCGGUGAUACAGGCGGGGUGGCUGACUUGA
Malassezia restricta is the source of this 1029-nucleotide messenger RNA. RefSeq names its product AdoMet-dependent methyltransferase. Bases 1 to 1029 code for a protein of 342 amino acids. The record is from RefSeq and is a predicted model, not a curated record. The transcript has 3 exons. Gene Ontology annotation, molecular function: protein-L-histidine N-tele-methyltransferase activity. Lineage: Eukaryota; Fungi; Basidiomycota; Malasseziomycetes; Malasseziales; Malasseziaceae. Gene Ontology annotation, biological process: peptidyl-histidine methylation, to form tele-methylhistidine.